AUGGCCGGCAAGAUUUGGAAGGAGUAUGUGCAUAGGCACCUUCAGCAGCUCGAGGCUUCGAGUGAGGAUACGGGAACCUCAGCUGUUUCUAGUGAUACCGGGGAUACACCUGCUCUUAUAGAGUCGGAACCUUUGACUUGGUGCCGCAGUGUUGAACGUUGCCUGGCGUAUACGUUUGAAUCUUAUUGUAAGCUUCUGAUCACAACGGCCGUGCACCGGACCCAAGCUGCAAACAAAACUGUGUUGACAGCAUCAGAGAUCAGGGACUCGAUAAAUACGGUGUUUAAACUACCGGGAGAUAUCGACUCGGCACCAGCUAAGGAUCCCAAUCAUGAUUUGGAGCGCUGCUUGAGCCUUUACCGCGGCUACCUUGCAUGGUAUAGCAGGCUGGGACAUCGAAUUUACAAAGCUAACCGUCGCCGUAGACUCAAUUUGAGUUGUGAGCGAAUGAUGUGGCGUAUGUUUGCCACACCUCAUUCGCGUAAUGGUGAACACGGUGGUACGGAAGCUCCCACUGCGGACGAUUUAGAGAAAUAUGCAUACGCACCUCCAACACACAAGACUUUGGAAGUACCAUUAAACCAAGUUUUCGGUAUUUGA
Messenger RNA from Babesia sp. Xinjiang, 600 nucleotides. RefSeq lists its product as uncharacterized. The transcript has a single exon. The coding region runs from base 1 to 600 and encodes 199 amino acids. NCBI's taxonomy places the organism in Eukaryota, Apicomplexa, Aconoidasida, Piroplasmida, Babesiidae. The record is from RefSeq and is a predicted model, not a curated record.